GCUGCCGCGGCCAUGGCCAACAACGCAGACAUUUUCAUGGUGAUGAUGAAGUCGGACAGCAAGCACAUGACUGCUUCGCAGAAGGAGCUCUUCAAGAAGCAUCGUGUGCAGCUGCUGGACGUGGACUGGGACACUCCGCCCAACAUGAAGGGCUACAAGGAGGGAGGUUGGUGCGGACACCAGGACUUUAUCCGCCUUCACGUCCUCGGCAUGGAAGGCUACGAUGCUGUGGCCUACUACGACACGGACAUCGAGUUCCAGGGAGACAUCACGCCCGUGCUUCGCUGCGCCGCCUCGGGCAAGUUCCUCUCGACCAACGGAGGUGUGGGAGAACCUCUGAACGUCGGCUUCUUCGCCCUGAAGCCGGACAAGCGCUUGUUCCAAGCUUCCUUGAAUUUCGCCAAAGAAGCGGACUUUUCCCACGACCACUCGUGGGGCCAGAUGGGGUGGAAGCCCGCCGGUGGCUACUUCAUUGGAGGGGAGUGUGGACAAGGAUUCUGGUACGCCUUGUUUUACAAGUCUGGGGGUUUGGCCCAGAAAGCGCUGGAGUCGGUUGGACUCGCCUCUGUGGAUGCUGCGCAGAUCGACCGGUGCAUCUGGAACUACCAGACGAGCUACAUGUGCGCCCGCGAUCUGGACUGCAACCGGGUGCGGGUUCAUCACAAGCCCACGCGCCACACGAACGGGCCCGAGGAGUGCCAGAAGCUCAAGUUUCGGACUCCGAAGAAGUAA
This is a messenger RNA of Symbiodinium natans, 732 nucleotides long. The record is from the annotation of a GenBank genome assembly. NCBI's taxonomy places the organism in Eukaryota, Dinophyceae, Suessiales, Symbiodiniaceae.